UAUCGCUUUCAAAUCUCAAAAGUGUUGAGAUGUUUAAAUUUGUAAUUCUCACUUUUGACAACAUUUGUAAAAAGAAAAUGAAAAAAAAUAUAUAUAUUUAAAAUCUGGAACAAAACAUAUUAACAUUCAGCAACGAAAUUUCUCGCACACUUUUGCUGUUGACGACUAAUCCACACUAACGCUGGUGCAAUGCUCUUUCUGUAAACCAAAUGUGUAUAACGCAAAAUUGCUUUUCCAUCGAAAAUGUGUUCUAAACGGUGCAAACAUACCUUUAAAGAGCGAAUACCCAGUUGUGGCAUAGAACGCAGAACACAUGAAUGUCCAAUACCAUUACCUGCGUGCAUAUUACAGAGAGACGAAGCUAUUGACUGUGAUAAGUGCAGGCCACUGAAUGGUGCGCAUGAGCAUAUAUGCUUGUGCAAACCAGAUCAGUCGGGGUCAAAACAUUCAAGUCAACAUGAAACGCCAACUAUAUCGGAAUCUCAGUCGUCGCAACAACAAAAUAGCGUAGAAUUUCAGCAAUCAACUGAAUAUACAAAUAAUGAGCCUAUUAACGGGACUGUCAGUCGUGAAAACACAAACAAUCAAGUGUCUACUAUAGCUUACAGCAAGCAAGACAAGAUUUCUCCAACACAUAUAAGAUACAUGGACGAAUGGGAGGCAAUGGGUGUUAUGUUGGCGACAAAUGGUCGUGUUUGGGGAUUAGAAGAUAAGGGCUUUGCACGAAAAUACAAGGCCGCCUUAAGCGCGGUAAAUACUAAAUUUGAACAGGAAGCCGCCAAUAUGGCUGGACAUUCAACAUAUUAAUGUCAAUAAUAAGAAUAUUAUAUCGCGACCUUAAGAUUAAAUUAUAGAUCCAAUAUUAAGCGAUUUCUUGAAAACAUACCAUUUAAAGUAUUAAAAAGUAUAAACAAUGUAAAACUUGGAACUGAUUUAGAGAAGAAUUGUGAAUUUGGCUGAAAAACUCCCAUUUGAAUCAAAAUUUUACUAUAAAAGCAAUAAUAAUAAUUUUUGAUGAAACAAUAAAUAAACAAAUUUAAGAACCCGCAA
Molecule: messenger RNA, 1050 nt
Organism: Bactrocera oleae (olive fruit fly)
Lineage: Eukaryota; Metazoa; Arthropoda; Insecta; Diptera; Tephritidae
Source: RefSeq, a predicted model, not a curated record